Doryrhamphus excisus (bluestripe pipefish) is the source of this 1654-nucleotide messenger RNA. RefSeq names its product CD9 antigen-like. The record is from RefSeq and is a predicted model, not a curated record. Gene Ontology annotation, cellular component: plasma membrane. Lineage: Eukaryota; Metazoa; Chordata; Actinopteri; Syngnathiformes; Syngnathidae.
AUGUCCAAAAGCUGGACGAAGGGCUUAUUCGCAUUUAUGACUUUUAUGUAUUUAUUUUAUUAAAAAAACAUGAUCAGCAUACAUUUAAAGAUGCAACAUAAAAACAUAUUCAAUCUUUAGAAAAAGUCACCUGCACAUCAAAUUCUCCAUUGCACUUGUGACGACUCUCCACUGGGCGGCGUCAUUUUCACCUAAAGUAUAUGUUUUCAUCACGUCCACUAGAGGGCAAUGUUAGACAUUUUAGACUUCAUUAAGUGUAUGAUUUAGUCCACAAUCAGCGGCCAUUACUGGAUACAUAAACCUCCUUGGACGCCAUCUUGUUCAUCUUUUCUAACUAGUAAUUGAUGGUUAUUAUUUGUAUUGAUAAUAGAAGUGGAGUUUAAUCAGACAAACAUGAUCUGACUGAGAAAACAAAGCAGCUGGUGUUUGUCAAUGACACACCAUCAUCAUCGUCAUCGUGACCUUCUACCCUCUACUGAUAUGUAAGCAUAUUUCCAUUGAUUGAUUGAUUGAUUGAGAGAGGCAGGCAGGUAUGUAGCUGUUGAUUACUCUCACCUGGUGUCUGAUGGCCUACGCCCCCUCCUGAAACGCCGCCCCCUGACCUCAGGCGAGUAAGGAUAGGCCGUUGCUCCCACAAAAGCCUUCCUGCUCCUCCUCUUCCUCUCCUUUACUGUGAAGAGUCAGGUGUUGUUGGGAGCGUCUUGAAGGUUCACCAUGGGGGCUCUUCAGUGCAUCAAGUAUCUGCUGUUUGUCUUCAACUUCCUCUUUUGGCUGGCCGGUACUGGCGUCCUGGCUGUGGGUCUUUGGCUGCGAUUCGACUCCAGGACCUCCGGACUCUUUGAGGGCGAGGACUCUCCUUCGGUCUUCUUCACUGGUGUGUACAUCCUGAUAGCGGCGGGCGCUCUGAUGAUGGUGGUGGGCUUCCUGGGAUGCUGCGGUGCCAUCAAGGAGUCUCCGUGCAUGCUGGGUUUGUUCUUCCUCUUCCUGCUCCUCAUCUUCGCCGUGGAGGUGGCCGCCGGCAUCUGGGGUCUGUCCAACAAGGAGCGUGUGGUGGAGGACGUGAGCGACUUCUACAAGCAGACGUACGCCAACUACAAGGACACCAGGCAGGAGGCGCUGAAGGAGACCUUACGCCUCAUUCACUUUGGACUGAACUGUUGUGGACCAACGGGCUCUGUCAUUGAUGCGGCUAAGGACAUCUGCCCCAAGAAGGAGGGCCUGGAGUUCCUGGUAACCACGAGCUGCCCGGCUGCCAUCGAGGGGAUGUUCAACAACAAGCUGCACAUAAUCGGUGGCGUGGGCAUUGGCAUCGGCGCCAUCAUGAUCUUUGGGAUGAUCUUCAGCAUGAUGCUCUGCUGUGCCAUCAAGAGGUCCAGAGACUUCGUUUAAACCUUCAAACGCUCACAUCUUCGCUUCUGUAACAUCCUUUUAACUUGGCGACGCUUGGGUGCACGCAGGACGGCCAUCUCGGACGUGUGAGUGUGGUGCCCGAGCUUUUCAACUUUGAGCUUGUUCAUGUUGUGCUCUGCUGGGAGCACGAAAGGAGUUUUUAGUUUGAGCGCUAACAAUGUGCUAAUAUUUAGCCUGUUUUAAAAAGCUAAUGUAUUUUUCUUUUUACGUGUUUGUAAAGUGGCAAAUAAAUCAAUUGAGUGAU